Messenger RNA from Setaria italica (foxtail millet), 2712 nucleotides. RefSeq names its product potassium channel AKT3. The record is from RefSeq and is a predicted model, not a curated record. The transcript is spliced from 9 exons. Gene Ontology annotation, cellular component: membrane. The coding region runs from base 1 to 2712 and encodes 903 amino acids. Gene Ontology annotation, biological process: transmembrane transport; potassium ion transport. Gene Ontology annotation, molecular function: voltage-gated potassium channel activity; protein binding. NCBI's taxonomy places the organism in Eukaryota, Viridiplantae, Streptophyta, Magnoliopsida, Poales, Poaceae.
AUGACGCUGAUCUGCGGGCCACGGGGCGGCCGCGCCGGCGCCUGCGGCGGCAGCAGCAGCUCGGGUCUCGCGGACGGCACCAGCGGCCGUCACGGCGCCGCGGCCCGCGUGCUCCUCCCGUCGCUGGGUGCCCGGAGCGGCCGCCGCCCGCGCCUCCGGCGGUGCAUCGUGUCCCCCUACGACCGGCGCUACCGCCUCUGGUGCCACUCCCUCGUGGCCCUGGUGCUCUACUCCGCGUGGGUGUCCCCCUUCGAGUUCGGGUUCGUCCCGGAACCCCGCGGCGCGCUCGCCGCCGCCGACAACGCCGUGAACGCGGCCUUCGCCGCCGACAUCGCGCUCACCUUCUUCGUCGCGUACGUGGACCGCCGCACGUUCCUGCUCCAGGACGACCCCGCCAUGAUCGCGUGGCGGUACGCGUCCACGUGGCUCGCCCUCGACGUCGCCUCCACCGUCCCCACCGAGCUCUCGCGCCGGAUCCUCCCGCCGCGGGCGCGCACCUACAACUUCUUCGGCAUGCUCCGCCUCUGGCGCCUCCACCGCGUCGGCACCCUCUUCACCCAAUUGGAGAAGGACAGGAGGUUCAGCUAUUUCUGGGUGCGAUGCACGAGGCUCAUCUGCGUGACGCUGUUCGCGGUGCACUGCGCGGGGUGCUUCUACUACCUACUGGCGGACCGGUACCCGGACCCGGGGCACACGUGGCUGAGCUCGUCCAUGCCGGACUUCCACGAGGCGAGCAUCUGGCGGCGGUACGCGGCGGCCAUGUACUGGUCCAUCACCACGCUCACCACCGUCGGGUACGGCGACAUGCACGCCGUCAACACCGGCGAGAUGGUCUUCACCACCCUCUACAUGCUCUUCAACCUCGGCCUCACCGCCUACCUCAUCGGCAACAUGACCAACCUCGUCGUCCACGGCACCAGCCGCACCCGGAAAUACAGGGACGCGAUCAAGGCGGCGACGAGCUUCGCGGUGCGGCACGAGCUGCCGGCGAGGCUGCAGGAGCAGAUGGUGUCGCACCUGAGCCUCAAGUUCAGGACGGACUCGGAGGGGCUGCAGCAGCAGGAGACGCUGGACGCGCUGCCAAAGGCCAUCCGAUCGGGCAUCUCGCACCACCUCUUCUUCGCGCUCGUCCAGAGCGUCUACCUCUUCCAGGGCGUCUCCAACGACCUCAUCUUCCAGCUGGUCUCUGAGAUGAACGCCGAGUACUUUGCACCAAGGGAGGACUUCAUCCUGCAGAACCAGGCGCCGUCGGAUUUCUACAUUCUUGUCACUGGUAGUGUGGAGCUGGUAGAGCUCCAGAACGGUGCAGAGCAGCUGGCUGGGAUGGCCAGGCCUGGCGAUGUCGUCGGUGAGAUCGGGGUCCUGUGUUACAGGCCCCAGCUCUUCACAGCAAGAACAAGGUCCCUCAGCCAGCUCCUGCGCAUGGAACGGGCCGCCUUCCUCAGGAUCGUUCAGGCCAAUGUCGGGGAUGGCACCAUAAUCAUCAACAACCUUAUUCAGUACCUCAAGGAUAAGAGGGAUACCGGCGCCAUCGCCGGCAUCGCGGAGGAGAUCGAGUACAUGCUGUCCCGGGGUCAGCUGGAGCUCCCUGUCACGCUCUGCUACGCUGCAUCCAAAGGAGAUGACUUCCUGAUGCGUCAGCUCCUCAAGCGCGGCGUUGACCCGAAUGAGUCUGAUAACUAUUGGCACACAGCACUGCACGUAGCAGCUUCCGGUGGACACGAGCAAUGCGUGAGGCUUCUGCUCGAGCACGGCGCCGACCCCAACGCUAGGGACGCGCAGGGCAGGGUGCCCCUGUGGGAGGCCCUGUCCCGGCGGCACCACGCGGCCGCGCAGCUGCUGGCGGACGCCGGCGCGGACCUAUCCUCCGGCGACGCGGCGCUCUACGCCCGCGCGGCCGUCGAGGCCGGCGACGCCGCGCUGGUCGAGGACGUCGCGCGCCACGGCGUGGACGUGGCGGCGGCGGCGUGCUGGGACGACGGCGCCACCGCGCUACACCGCGCCGUCCUCCAGGGGAACGCCGGAAUGGUCAGGGCCCUCCUCGAGCGCGGCGCCGACCCCGACAGGGAGGACGGCGCCGGCCGGACGCCGAGGGAUGUCGCCGACGAGCUCGGCCACCGCGACGUGCAGGAGCUGCUGGGCGGCUCGCGGCAAGAGUCGGCGCCGGAGAGCCCGAGGCAGCAGCAGGGCCCGGCGGCGGAUCACAGCGUCCGGCUCGCGGCGGCGGCGCUGCCGGCCGUCGCGAGGUUCAAGAGCGCGCCGGCGGCGAGGAUCCUCCCGCCGGCGCCGCGCGACAGUGCCGGCUCGUCGCCGCUGUCGUCGAGGACGAGCACUCCCCGGCGGAUGGUCAGCUUCCGGAACUCCCUCUUCGGCGUCCUCUCCUCGUCGCACGUGAGCCGGCACGACGGCGGCGGCGGCGGCGGCGGCGUUCACAGCUGCCGCGAGAGGCACGCGCACGGCAGCGCGCGUGUUAGGGUGACCAUCUCCUGCCCCGAGAAGGGUGGCAGCGCCAGGAAGCUGGUGUUCAUGCCGGAGACGGUGGCGCAGCUCGUGGAGCUCGGCGGGAGCACGUUCAGGUUCGUGCCGACGAGGGCGGUGACGACCGACGGCGCCGAGGUUGAUGACCCGAGGCUCGUCAGGGACGGCGAUCACCUCCUCCUAGUCACCGACCAAUGGGUGCCUGACAUUGGCAUCGUGGGUAGGGAUCAAUGA